AAGUUCCCCGCCUGCUGCUGCUGCUACUGCUGUGUGUAUAAAACCCUGAGCCACUCCUGAAGACACUUUGUUCAUUUCAUUUGGGGACAACGCAUCUACUGCUUCUGCUUCAUUCCCCUCAAGAGAUUUGCCCUUUGUGCAGAGACAGGGGAGGGCUAUUUUUUUUUCCGUCCAAUUGUGCUGGCAGGUUGGUGGCAGGGAGGCUGGGAUGGAAGGGAUGCUGGAGAUGGAGGCCCAAAGGCUGGAAGAGCAGCUGGAGCUGGAGAGGAGACAGGUCAGAAGGAACAGACUGCAGCUGGUGUCUGCAGUGGCCCAGUGGAUAGUAUUGCUCUCCUGCUUGGUCUAUCUUGGUCUUGGUUUCCUGCAUCCCCCUACGACUCCAAAAUCCCAGUGGAUCGAAGUUGCAGUCAGAGAUAACGUCUCCAAGGAGAAACGCAUCAAUAUCUCUUGGAAUCGGGGCACCAUGAACGUCAGUAACCUCUCCAUCCCGAUCUACUGUGAUGGCUUCUACCUGGUCUCCCUGAAGGGAGCUAUCAAGACAAUGGGCCAGAAGAAUGUCUCACUGAGCCUUAAUGUGUACAAGCGGUCCCAGGACUCCAUCUUGGGUGUGAAGGUCACAGAGGAGGUAGUAGAUUUGGUGACAGUGUCCGAGAUGCGGUAUAAGGAUGAAGUCUACUUGGAGGCCUACAUAGAUGCCAAAUACAAAGAUUUGACAUUGGGCCUCUUCUUACUGACUCCUCGCUCAUACUGCGUAGAUGACAUGGAUAAAAUGUAAAGUAAUGCCCCUGCGAUCAAAUAAAACUGGGAAUUGGAACCCAGCACCUAAACUCAUGGGAGGGUUAUGUCCAAUAGGCUAUACACGUGCAAAAAAACCUACCCUGGCCUCACCUCUCAGGGGCUUGUGGCAUGUCUGAGUGAGAGAGUUCUCAUGGCUAGUGCAAAUAAGCCAAUGUGCAAAUGGUCUUUAUACAGCACAUGUCCUGUUCCUCUCUUUGGGGCUCACCACAGCUAAUUUGUUAGCUGAAAUGGGAGAAAUGUACAGUGCCCUCAAGAAGAAUGAAGAGGACCCCACUGAAAAUUACCAGUGCUUGCCUCAGAGUCAGAGGAAUCCUGGAUUCUCUAUUUAUUUGAUAAUAUUUGUAUAUAAUUGAAAUUCUGUGUACAUUUACUGAAAACAGUCACUUCAAUCAAGAAGGGACCUGGUUUGUCUUGAAGCCACCUGGGCAAGUAGAAGACUCCAGGGACCCAGCACGCAAUCUUUGCCUCGUUGUGAAGGAAAAGAUGGAGAUGGCAGCAACGUGUCCCCUGCGGUAAUCCAGAUAAAUGUGCUCUGAAAGACUCAGGAAAUGAAAAAGAUACAAGUGUUUGGAAGUGAGAGAAGGCGGCUGGAAAGGACCAGUGAGAGACUGUUAGGAAUGGCUUUUAAAAAAGACAGACAGACAAAUUAAAAUGCUGGCAGUGUCUAAUCUGCAAACUCAGUGGCACCAUAGGCACAUGUGCAUGGUCCAGGCAUGCGAGUGGUCCAGUUGGCAACAGGAUACUCCUGUUUGAGGUUAGGCAUGUGCAUAAGUGCUUUGCUGGUCAGGGUUUGUACAAGUUCUUGCUCCUGUGUGCCCAGAGUUUAGGGAUGGCUGCUGCAAACCUGGUAGGUGUGCAUGAGGAAGACCCCCCCCCCCCCGCCCCGAGAUGCACCUUGGUGACUGCAGAUCCUAGCAUUCUUUACUCACACAUCCCGUGUGCAAGAAAAAGUUUCCCUCCUGCACAUAGGCGCCAACUCCAUGGGUGCUCUGGGGCUGGAGCACACACGGGGAAAAAAUUGGUGGGUGUGCUAUUGCCUUAGUUGCAAGACAGGAGAACUUUGAAGUCCUGGCAAGUGGAGUGCUUUCUCCUGAUCUUUCAUCUUAAAAAAAAAAAAAAAAAAAAAGAGAAAGAAACCAACCCCAGGAAAUUCAAUUUAAGCAACAACUGUUAAAAAAAUUGAGACUCUGUGGCUAAUCACUGAUAUCAGGGAAUGCCACAGUUAGUGUUGAACUAACAGAACCCACAGAACCCAGCUCUCUUGCAUGUAUACCUAUAACAAUAAAGUCUUUAAACAUCUGAUCUCAUACUAUUUCUCAAAUACUGCAUAUCAUACACGUUUUCUUCAACUUUAGAUAUACAUUUGAAACAUCUUCUAGUGCUUUGUGUAUGCCAGAUGAGUUUGUGUAAUUAAUUUGCAUGAAAAAGUAUAUACUAGAUGGGACUUACCCAAUGUAAAUAUAGCAAUAUGGAGCAAAAGUGAAAAUGAACUAGGGUGUAUAUGUGUGUGUGUGUGUGUGUGUGUGUGUGUGUGUGUGUGUGUGUAAUUAAAUUUGCAGCUAAGUUAAUUUCAUCCCCGAAUGGAAGUUUGGGUUGCUGGUUGAAAAGAUAGUAUAUAGAUGCUGACAAAAGUACUAAAAUACAUUCUGUAGGAAGAAAGGACUGCACCUUGUAAAACCCCUACGUCAAUAAAGAUACAGGCUGGGUUUUCAAAGGUGCCUAAUGGGAGCUGGACCAGAUUUCCCAAUAAGUGUACUGGGAACAGGGCCUCCAAAUCAUUAAAUGGCAUUGAAAAGCUUGCUACAUUUUAAGGGACUGGAAUGACAAAUUAGUAGUGUAAAUAUAAAAAAAAAUGCAGAUAUUAUUAUGAAUAGGUAACAUGUAACUAAGUUUGUAG
Dermochelys coriacea (leatherback sea turtle) is the source of this 2695-nucleotide messenger RNA. It is a transcript of the gene TNFSF4, whose product is annotated as TNF superfamily member 4. The transcript has 4 exons. The record is from RefSeq and is a predicted model, not a curated record. The coding region runs from base 209 to 775 and encodes 188 amino acids. Gene Ontology annotation, molecular function: cytokine activity. NCBI's taxonomy places the organism in Eukaryota, Metazoa, Chordata, Testudines, Dermochelyidae.